This is a messenger RNA of Culicoides brevitarsis, 429 nucleotides long. RefSeq names its product DNL-type zinc finger protein-like. Gene Ontology annotation, biological process: protein import into mitochondrial matrix; protein folding; protein stabilization. Lineage: Eukaryota; Metazoa; Arthropoda; Insecta; Diptera; Ceratopogonidae. Bases 1 to 429 code for a protein of 142 amino acids. Gene Ontology annotation, cellular component: mitochondrion. The transcript is spliced from 2 exons. Gene Ontology annotation, molecular function: protein-folding chaperone binding; zinc ion binding. The record is from RefSeq and is a predicted model, not a curated record.
AUGUUUUCGCGUGUGAUUCCUCUUAUUCUUCGUCGGACAAGCCCCAGACUGAUAUCAACUCCCGUCCUGAGGUCAUCGCGUCCCGUAAAUUCAUUUAAUCUCACCAGAAAUUGCUCAAACAAUGCUCCGCCAGUCAAAAAUGAGCCAUCCAGCGAGGAUUCCGUGAAAAAACUCCAACUUUCAGCCACUUGCAAGCGAUGCGGGACACGAAAUACGAAAAUUAUCUCAAAGGUUGCUUAUGAAAAUGGAGUCGUUCUGAUACAAUGUGAAGGAUGUCAAAAUUACCACAUAAUCGCCGACAACCUCGGAUGGUUCUCAGACCUCAACGGGAAACGCAACAUCGAGGAAAUUCUGGCAGAAAAGGGAGAAAAAGUCAUUCGGGGGCAGUUUGUAGAAAUAAGAAACAAGAAAAAUGAUGAUGAAAAAUAA